AUAUCCAAUCGCGAUUUUUGGCACGUCACAGCCGCGUCAUCAUGUCUCCGUGUCUGCUUUUAUCGCAGGGGAAUUAAUUAGUUCAACAUUAUCACACCUUAUCGAUACCUUUAUAUGUGAAUAUAUCUUAGACAGUUUGAAAGUAAAUCCUCAUGAUGGAACUGCUGAGCCAAGUGUCUAGCACACAGUUUUUGUUCCCCGCGGCCGCGGUGGCGGUUGUUUUACUAUGCGCAGCGCUAGUAUUUAUCUUCGGGUUCCACUCGGCGGAACAGCCGCAGUUCGACAAAUUGGCGCUAGUGAUCGACGACAAGAAGUCUUCGAAUAAGAAAGUAAAGAAAUCGAAGGAGAAGAAAUCGUCACCCAACCGCUCGAGCGAUGACGCGAAGGCAAAGUCGGAGAGCUCCAAGAAAUCUCCUACUAAGGAGAAAGCGAAGGAGGCAGAGAAGCCUAAGCCGAAACCUGAGAGACCAGCUGAGCCCAAAGUUGUGAAGAAGGAGGCUCCAGUUGAGGCCAAGAAGGGCAAGAAGGGUAAAGCAGCUGCGGAGACUGAGAAGCCCGCUGACUUCGAUGAUGGAGGCUGGCAGGAGGUGCCCAAGAAGACCCAGAAGAAGGUGAAGAGCCCUGAGGAGAAGGAAAAAAAGGAGAGCCCCACCAAGAAGAACAAGAACAAGAAAGCCAAGGAUGCUGAUGUGGAAGCUGCCCGCCCUGUGGAGGAACCUGUUGAAGAGACCAUCAAGGUGCUGAGCGUGGAGGGCCCCCGUGUGGAUGCUGAGGCUGCUCGUGCCCUGCAGGCGCAGAUCGAAGAGGUACAGAGAGUGCUCAAAGAGGCCGAGCGUCGCGACAACCCGGGCCUCGCGACCGACGAGGACGGCCAGGCCGAGGAGACCCCAGACGUCAAGGACCUCCGCAGCAACAAGAAGAACCAGAACAAGGAGAAACAGACCAAGAAGAAGGCCAAUGAAGCUGCUGCUGUAGCCAAGAGUGCUUCUAAAGAGGCUGACUCCGACUCGGACAAGCAAGAUGACAAACCCAAUGUGCCGGUCUUUGAUGAACUUGGAGACACCUGGACGGACGCCAAAGCCAAGAAGGGCAAGAAGAAGGCCCGCAAAGACCAGUGAGGGGUGCGCACUGCACCCGCCGGGUCCAGCGCAGGCGCCCGUCGCUAGCUCAAUGCCACCAGGCACCACACCCGCCACUACUCGCGCCUAGCCUCCAGUAGUCCCGCGGGCUGUGAAAGUUAUUUAUUAUUAAGUUUUACUACCUUACGCAUUCAGUCGACUUACGUCCAUGUUUUUAGUUGUAUAUUUUAUUUUAUAUUUAGCUCGUGUUGACUUGUUUUUUCAUAAUAAUUUUAAUUCUCGUUUUCAGUGAAGCAUAAUAGGGUUUCGUUUUAGUAUUCGUUAUGUAGUCGGGCGUUAGUGACCUUUGGGAAUCUGCAAUGCGUUCGGGCGCCGAGUCCCGAGCGUGGCAGCGAUGUUGCGUGGUGAACUUGUUUUGAGAUGAUUUUAACGAUUAACCGUCUACGUAGAGACGCCUAAUAGUGUCCGUGUAUUCUGUACAUGAGUAGGUGUCCAUUAGAUUACCAUCCUACCUGCCUAUGUAGAGGCAGCCGUAGUCUUUAAACCUUUGAUGACCUUCACAAUCUUCUGGUGCUUGUAGUAAUAAGUAUCUCCUUUCAUUCCAUUUCUGUGCAUUUUAUCCAUUUGUUUAUCUAGAACCGCGAACAUUGUGGCUAUCAUUUGGACAUGUAAUAUGGCUGAUAAAGACUACAGGUUUAUUUUAUCUUAGUUAGUAAUCUGUGUUGUUGAGAUCAUAAAUGUAGUCAGGCGGCUCUGGUAUAAACGAGAUGCUGCCCUAAUUAUUGACUCGUGUGUUUUAUAUUGUUGUUUAUUUAUUGUAGCCAUUAUGUUUCUCCUAAUUUAAAUUGAGAUGAGACCUGACUUUGGACCAAUAUAUAAGUAGGCAUGCAGUUUGCUGCUCCACAGAUAAUAUUUUCCAUUAUUUUCGAACAGAACACUAUAUACCUCCUAAGUUUCCUUCUGGCUAUUGAGUACUCGCUCGCUGAAAGCUCACGUUACUUGAUAUUUGAAAAAUAUCCUCGCCAACGUGGUUAUAUUCUUCGCUAGCUUUAAUAGUAAUAUUACUUUAAAACUGCUUAAUACAUAUCUGUGUUACGGAGGUGAUAGAAUGCAUAUUAAUUAAAAUUAUACCUAUUCUAGCGGCCAACAUUAAAAAGACAGCAUAAUAUUUUGCUAGCGAGCAAAUGGCUUCAACAUUAAUGUUUUAUUGCAGAUUCCUAUUUUGUAUACCUAGUUUUUAAGAAUAAUUCAGGUUUAGGAUAUAGUCGACAUCAUUACGAAAUUCUAAAUGUCUCUAAUCGCAAAUAAUUUUUUACCUUUGUUACAUAAUAAUAGGAUAAGAGUGAGAGCAUCAAUAUUUAGUACUUGCUAUUGGCGAUGUUCUCAAACAGAAAGUAAAUAAGUACAUUGUCGGGUGGCCAUAAGGACGAUUUCUAAUUACUUACAUCUUUAUUCCAGCGGCUACCUUACCUGCCUUUUGUCUGAGAACGUCACAUUAAUUAAGUUAGGAAAAGGAAUGUUUAUAAUAAUUUCAGAGACGCAAUACGAGUAACAUUUAGUUAAUUUAUUUGGAAUUGUCGAAGUAUCGGCUGUGCAAUGUUGUAUAAACAUUGAGUUUGCUGUUGCAACCUUAUCGCGUACCUCUUUAUUGAUGCCGUCGUAAUGUAGGAUAAAAUAUUAUCUACUCAAUAUAUACCUAGCCUCUAUAUUAAAGAUCUUAGAACUUGUGAUUUCCUCCUUCCUUUAUAUGUUCAGCCUUGUGAUAUCUGUCUGUAUGCGAACUCAAGCGGCUCGCUUAUACUUUGGCGAUCCAACAUAAUCACUUUACAAGUUCCUGAAGACCUCUUUUUGAGGCUAAACAGAAAUGGGUGAUUUAUUAGGUAUCGGCUGCACCCCUACUUCUUUUUUUCCUCAUUAGUCAAGUACAUUCUUCGAGAUAAAUAUAUUUUUUGUGUUAGAGCCCCAUUCUUUUUAACCAUUUAUGAAUAAAAAUUGCGUACUUAGGGCCUACAUUUAAGGGAUUAUCAUAACGGUACUCUCUAGACAUGAUGUAAUCGUUUAUCAAUAAUAGGUAUCUACAUUAGAUGUAAAGAUAUUUUUGGCUUGAUAUAUGUAGCGUAGUUAGUGGCCGAGGCCGGGGUGCCAACGCAUAAGAACGACGUAUCUUGAGAAUGUUAUUUGUUUUAUAGGCUCUAAAAUUGAAUGAAUAUGUGUAAUAUAAAUAUUUUUUUAAAAUCAAUAAAGAGUGAUAUUGAU
Messenger RNA from Cydia strobilella, 3335 nucleotides. Its product is annotated as neurofilament heavy polypeptide-like. NCBI's taxonomy places the organism in Eukaryota, Metazoa, Arthropoda, Insecta, Lepidoptera, Tortricidae. The coding region runs from base 153 to 1118 and encodes 321 amino acids. The transcript has 6 exons. The record is from RefSeq and is a predicted model, not a curated record.